Acytostelium subglobosum LB1 is the source of this 2085-nucleotide messenger RNA. RefSeq lists its product as hypothetical. Gene Ontology annotation, biological process: peptidyl-glutamic acid carboxylation. Lineage: Eukaryota; Evosea; Eumycetozoa; Acytosteliales; Acytosteliaceae. Gene Ontology annotation, molecular function: vitamin binding; gamma-glutamyl carboxylase activity. Bases 1 to 2085 code for a protein of 694 amino acids. The record is from RefSeq and is a predicted model, not a curated record. The transcript is spliced from 3 exons.
AUGUCUACUAGUCAUCAGCAACAAUCACAACAAAGACAACAACAACAGAGUAAACAACAGACAACAUUGAUAUUGAUAACAGUAAUAUUGUUCAUUGCUGCUCAGUCAUACUUCCCAAUCAAGUACUACUACACCUAUCUCACUCAGCCACAACAGUCAUUGACAACAACAACACAACAGACUAUUGACGCCACUCCUCUUGCCGAACUAUUUGCACUACACGACGAACGAUUCGUCUGGCGUAUGUUCUCUCCCACGACUUCCAACACCAAGUGCUCAGCCACCUACUACUUCCAACACAAUCAAACAAAGACAAUGGAGCGACAGAAUAGAAAUGUGCAGAGCACAAGUGAUCGAGCGGAUAGCAAGAGACCUGUGUCAAAGGAAUCAACGCCAGGCGGUGUUGGUCAGCGUGACAAAGUACACGAUCAGUUACGAGGACAAUCAAAGAACAAAGUUGUUCACGACACAUCGACAGGUGGACUGCUGAGUGAGUUCAUCGUCGCAUGGACGCCCUUCAACAGCUGCUUGCUCGUCCUGUUCCGAUUCUGCUUCUACGCGAUGCUGGCCAUUGACUGCUGGUGUGAGAUCCCACGCGCUGCCAACUACUGGCGCGAGAUCACACCGUUUAACAUCGGUCACCUACCCGCCGUGCUCGACGCGGUGGUCGCGCCACUCAUCGACUGGCAUACCUUCCUCGUGUCCCUUGGCGUGUGCGGAGUGUUUUCAAUCCGCAUUGCUCUUGGCGUCCAUAAUCACUUUGAACAAUACCUGGUGGCCUUGAUCAAGGCGUUCCUUGUGCUGUCAAGUCAGACCGACAACUUCCAGCAUCACUACCUCAUCGUACUCUUGUUGGCAAUACUUUCCACCAUCGACUGGAAAAGGAUAUCGGAUGCAAGCGAGAGGAAAGAGUAUGUCUACGUGUGGCAGAUUAGAUUGGUGUUGAUCCAACUAUCCAUCGUUUAUCUGUGGACUGUUGUGGCCAAGCUACAUCCCAACUGGAUACAAGGAGUGUCGUUGCAAAGGAUGGUCGGACCCGAUUUCAAAGAGCUGGUGCACUCGACAUUCGCCGCCACUCUAGGUACCUCGGUGAAUGCGAUGGCCAUCGUUUCCAACCUCACUAUUGUGGCCGAGCUCUUCCUGGCCGUUGCACUACACGUCAACUUCCUGUUGCCACUGGCACCACUUGUCGGCAUCCCAAUGCACGUGUCAAUGGGCAUGUCUGGUCUGCGCAUUGGUACCUUCUCGCAGUUCAUGGUCAUUCUCUACAUGUUGGCAACGCCAUCAAUCAUCACCAACAACAUCAUAUCACCAUUGAUCAGUAGAGUCAACAGACUACAUCGAUCAAUCUCAUCAGGCACCAGCACCAGGAACAUGAGUGACCUGAUCAAUAUGGUACCAAUCAAUAUCUUUAUGUCAACAAUCAGUGUCGGACUGAUCUAUCUGCUCAUUGAUCAAUUGGCACCAAUUGAGGCUGUUUCCACACUCAAACAAGUUCUACUCAUCACAUCGACCAUCAUCAUCGGGCCAUCACUCAUAUCCAUUAACCGCAGCCUACAAAUUGCCAAAGACUUUGUAAUCCUCAUCCUAUGCUUCACAAUCAUCGUUGGAGCAUCAAUAUCAACAUCACAUAUCCGUAGACUCUAUGUUGAUAUUGGAGCACUUGCAAUCUCAGCAUCCAAUCAAGAACAAUCACUUUAUAACUAUUCAAUUGCAGAGAGAAUGAUACAGAGGGAAGUUAUGAAUGAUCGAUUGUUAAGUGAUCACACUGAAUACGAGUUCAUUGGCGACAUGGGACUGCUGAUGGAGGUUGGCGGCGAGUGGACCAAUGCACAACAACUCUACACACGAUACAUUUCAAUCUUUCCAGAGCAUCUCAAGCUUCAUGCCGGUCUACUACGAACACUCAAUCAAUUUGGCAAAGGCGAUGAGAUAUGUCCUCUAUUGCCAAACAUCAUCGAGCGUGCUCAGCAAGCAUCACAAGUGCACUGCCACAGCAUAGAUUGCCAACGUACCAAAGGACAUGCCGAGUAUCUAACAAAGAUGUCUCGUGGGUUACUCACAACGUAUAAAUGCAGGAAAUAA